Molecule: messenger RNA, 729 nt
Organism: Echinococcus granulosus
Lineage: Eukaryota; Metazoa; Platyhelminthes; Cestoda; Cyclophyllidea; Taeniidae
Product: Calmodulin
Exons: 5
Coding region: 1-729 (242 amino acids)
Molecular function (GO): calcium ion binding
Source: RefSeq, a predicted model, not a curated record
AUGACAGCCAUUCACUGGAACCGUUUCUCAGGACGCAGUGGACUUAAGAGCCGAUCCUCAAGAGCAAUGAGCAUUGCCAGUCUCUCCUCUUUUCUCGCCUCCAGUGACAGCGAGCACGACCGCGAGCCACCCCGUUCGUCUACCACUACCUCUGCCGCUAAAAUAGCUCCAGCCUUCGUGAAGACAGUGAGAGAUCCAAUGGAGGAUGGCGAACGCCUUGCUGAGCAACUUAUUAAUUCUCAAAAACUCACUUCAGAACAGGUCUCAGAAAUUAAGCGGAGUUUCAGCUACUUCGACGAGAAUGGCGACGGAUUCAUAUCCCUCGAGGAAUUGACCGCCGCUUUUGGAGCCAUCGGCCUCGCCCACGAUCGUGCACUCAUCGAGAAUUUGUUUCAAGGAGCCGAUGAAAACGGCGAUGGCUCGAUCGACUACAAGGAGUUCGUCUCCCUUAUGGCCACGUCCUUUCAAAGCCAGAACCAGGCAGGCACUCACUUCUCCUCGCGAAUCGACAUGUAUCGAGAGGCCUUCAACAAGUUUGACGUAAACAAAGACGGAGUGAUAGACACAAAUGAUCUCAAGGAGCUGAUGAAGAACAUCGGAAAGCAGCUGAAUGACAGGGACAUCUUAGAGAUGAUUCUAGAGGCCGAUGAAAAUGGGGACGGGGUCGUCGACUAUAAUGAAUUCGUCCACAUUUUCGAGCCAGACGUGGAGCGUUCCAGUGCUACAUGA